GCCAUGUGGCUCAGUGCGCAGACGCGUACGGCGAUGGCGUGAUGGACCGAGUUUUUUGUGCUUGUUCCGCGGUGUCGGUCGGUGCUUCUUGAAGGUUUGAUCUUCCUUGUUGGUGGCUGGCGGGGAAGGGGGAGGGUCAAGGCGGCGGCAGCAGCAGCGGCAGCGACGGCUGAUGCUCGAGGGGGGCUGGGCCCCUUUUCACGCGUAAGUCACCAGAUCUAUCCGUUUUCGUGAGUGCCGCACACGCAACUCAAGCAAGAACAAGUGAUCCGGGGUUCCAAGCCUCUGAGUGAGUGAGUGACAGAAGGAGAGAUCCCGGAAGCAAGAAGCGAUCACAGGGUUUGUAGGGUGUAUUCCUAGAAUGUAUCUCGAGGAGGGCUUGAUCCAUCCCGAGCAAUGCCUGGAUGAGCAACGGCGGCAGCAGGAGGGGCAGGAGGAGGAGGAGGAGGAGUUUGAUCACUUUGAGCGGCUGCCCGACUCGUUGCUGCUCACCAUCUUCAACAAGAUAGCCGAGAUCAAGGCGCUGGGCAAGUGCUGCGCCGUGUCCAAGCGCUUCAACAGCGUGGCGUCUCAGGUGGACAAUGUGGUGGUGCGAGUCGACUGCGUGCUAUCGGGCGAGGACACGAACUGCAGCAGCAAGGCCAGCAAGGGGCUUGUGUCCAGCCUCGUCAAGCUCGUCUAUGGCAGCCUCCUCAGGCCCUUCCAGGUACUGCAACAGAUGCUCUCCUUCAGCGCUGGCGGGAAGAAGAGCUCAGGCUCCCGGCCGGUCUCCGCCACGGAGGUGUCUCACCACUCUCCGGGCGAGGUGCUGCGCAACUUCAAGGAGAUCCAGACGCUACGGAUUGAGCUCCCGGGUGGGGAGCUGGGGCUGGAGGAGGACAUUGUGUUGAAGUGGAAGGCGGAGUUUGGGAGCACGGUGCAGAGCUGCGUCAUGCUGGGUGCUUACAGGGAGAAGGUGGCGGACGUGAAACCGCUUGAAAGCAAGGAGGCGGCCGAGGAAGUCAAAGUUGGCGAUUGCGAUCAACACGAGGGGGAGCGGGAGCAGCAGCAGCAGCAGCAGCAGGACGACAAUGGGAGCAUUCCGGAGACGUUCUACACGGAUGGAAGCCUAAAGUCGAGAGUGGUGUGGACAAUCAGCUCGCUCAUCGCGGCGUCGGCCCGGCAUUUCUUGCUGCAGCAGAUCAUAGCGGAGCACCCGACGCUGGAGAGGCUGCUGCUGACGGACGCAGAUGGGCAGGGAACGCUGUGCAUGAGCAAGGAGCAGCUGUGCGAGUUUCGCGACAGUCCGAUCGCCGCCGCCUCCGUCUCUUCCAACCGGACUCAGGUCCCCGCCCUCAACAUGAAGCUGUGGUAUGCUCCCCUGCUGCCGCUGCCCGACGGCACCUUGCUCCGCGGCGCCACCCUCGUCGCCAUCCGGCCCAGCGACACGCCGGCGCCCAAGGACCUCCAAAGCCUCGUCGCCGGCGCGUUCCAGGAGCCGUAUGCCAGUGCCGCCAGCCUGCUGGUCAAGCGCCGGACUUAUCUCCUGGAGAUGAACGCGUUCUAGCGCUUUUUCUAGAAAGCAGGGAAUGCCAUUGGCUAGGUGUUUGAUCGAGCA
This is a messenger RNA of Selaginella moellendorffii, 1597 nucleotides long. Its product is annotated as F-box protein At5g46170. The coding region runs from base 362 to 1546 and encodes 394 amino acids. The record is from RefSeq and is a predicted model, not a curated record. Gene Ontology annotation, molecular function: protein binding. The transcript has a single exon. Lineage: Eukaryota; Viridiplantae; Streptophyta; Lycopodiopsida; Selaginellales; Selaginellaceae.